AUGACUUCCGAUAGCUCAGGUUCCGAAGAGGACUUCAACAUUGAUUCCGACACCGGCUUGGCCUUGCACAACAACUUUUCUUCGAAAACUAAGUUGCCUGAAGAUGACGUUUAUCACAAAUCAAAUAACAAAGCAGAAAACACAAAGACCCGAUUGAAAGCGGAUAACGCAAAGUCUAUCAAGAAGAAAAUCAAAGCUGCUGGGACUCUCGGUUUCCUUAUAUGUAUUGACAAUCUGGACAUGAUGGAGCGGGUACACACUAGGCGAUUGGAUGCAACUAGCAAAAUUUUCCAUGGUACUUGGGGUUAUGUUCAUUAUCUGAAACCCGAUUUACUCACUUUUGUAAAUUCAGAAGAAUGUACAGUGCCAGCUUUUCAGGGUUUUGUCAAAUCCGAUUGUGAAAAGCCUGUAAACUCAGGAGAUUUACUUCCUACACAAGAUGAACAAAUUCGAUGGACUCUCACUCUGAAGAAUCAAAUUGCUCAGGUCCUCCUACGAUAUAUGAAGAGUCCCAAGAAGUUCAAGAAACUGUCAAUAUUGAACCUUAGCGCCAUUGACCAGAUCAAGCCCGAAAUACCUGAUAUCGACAUGCUCAAACUGAUGGAUUCAUCAGACAACGGUUCUGAAGGCAUUGCUUCCCUUUAUGACGAGAUCAGUAAACAGACCGGCCUCUCCCCUGAGGAUUUUUCGAAUGGAUUGAACAGAUACAUGAGGCCACCAUUGCAAGCUGCAUAUUUUCACAAUCUCGUUGAUAUGACUGUUGAGCUCUUUGAGGAAGCCGUUGAUAAAGUAUAUUUAGCUUACUUUUCGGGACGAGCCACACGUCUGGCGCGCCAAAAUGGAGAUAGCAAGAAACUCCAGCUGGGACCCGGAACAGACAUUCACAGAUUAAAAGAGACAUACUCUCUUACAGUGGGUCUGCUUUCACAUUUGGUUAAUACAAUGAAGGGUAGAGCAGGUCUGAACAAUGUGCGACAAUCCCGUCAAAAUAAAAUCACACCAGCUUCCAUGAUUUGA
This is a messenger RNA of Melampsora larici-populina 98AG31, 1017 nucleotides long. RefSeq lists its product as uncharacterized. The record is from RefSeq and is a predicted model, not a curated record. NCBI's taxonomy places the organism in Eukaryota, Fungi, Basidiomycota, Pucciniomycetes, Pucciniales, Melampsoraceae. Bases 1 to 1017 code for a protein of 338 amino acids. The transcript is spliced from 6 exons.